Messenger RNA from Caenorhabditis elegans, 939 nucleotides. It is a transcript of the gene srt-63, whose product is annotated as Serpentine Receptor, class T. Bases 1 to 939 code for a protein of 312 amino acids. The record is from RefSeq and is marked reviewed. Lineage: Eukaryota; Metazoa; Nematoda; Chromadorea; Rhabditida; Rhabditidae. The transcript is spliced from 7 exons.
AUGUCAUCGUCCAACACGUCUUCACUGUUCAACACGGACACAGAGCUCUUCACAAUUGGUAUCGUAUACGUAGUUCUUACAGUAAUCGUUUUCCCCGUAUAUGGCCUCCUUAUUUAUGCGCUAAAUUCUGAGAGCGAACUGAAAGAAAAUAUAUCUUACAAACUCUUGAAUCUCCUCAAUUAUUGUGAUGUUUCUCAAUCGUUCUGCCAUUUUUUGACGGGCAUUUUCUUGAUUUUCCCUAUUAUUUCCGAGAAAGCCCAAUUCUUCGUAAGAAUUGUUGGAUGUACUGCCAACUCACUUUGGCUUGCAACUUUUAUCAUUAUGGCAGUGCUCGCCAUCACCCGUAUUGGGGUAGCAUUCUUCCACAUUAAAGCAACAAAGUGGUCUGGCUGGAUGAUCGUUGCUCUUGGGAUCGGAUUCACUUAUAUACUCGUAGUUUGGAUGAUCGGUUGUGUCACGCAAAAUUUCGAACUCACUGGACCAAGUUGGUCUUAUGAUAUGACUGUUGAAUAUGCGAGUUUACUUGCGAAUCUCGAGCUUGUGCUAUGUUUCCCUACACUUGCACUGAGCUUUUUUUCAUAUAUUCUUAUCAUUUCCAGUAUUUGCAAGAAGCGUAAUAUUGCCCAAUCAUCCUCAUCGUCGAUUUUUCGAACUGAAGUAGGAAUUCUUGUGCAGGCAACUAUUCUCACAGCCUACAUGGCUAUUCUGAUCACACUUUGGCACAAUGCAGAUUCCUGGUUUAAAAUGAGAAACUUCACGUUGGCAUCACUUAACUGUGGGUGGAUCCUAUUUUCACAUCUCAACUUGGUUCUUCUCAUCUCUAUAAAUAAAGGUGUUCGAAGUCAGAUUCUGAAGCUAUUGUGCUCCAAGAAAGUGCCUAGACAAACUUCAAACCUUGUGCCUGUUCAUGUCAGUUCAACUGCUCCCGUUGAAUCAUAA